This is a messenger RNA of Trichomonas vaginalis G3, 838 nucleotides long. Its product is annotated as protein of unknown function, DUF4106 family. Lineage: Eukaryota; Parabasalia; Trichomonadida; Trichomonadidae. The transcript has a single exon. The record is from RefSeq and is a predicted model, not a curated record. The annotation marks the transcript as partial.
AUGGGAUAUAAGAUAUAUUCUAACUCUGACUUAGUUCAAACAGUAACAUGGGCAAACUAUGAAUGGUUCGCUUUGAAAAACUCAGUACAACCACAAGCUAGAGAACAAACAGACCAGUAUGCAAAUAUUGAGAAAAUAAGAAGACUUGACCCUAACGUUCCAGGAGUUUAUGUUAACCUUUCUGGUUCAGAUGGAACUGCUGCCACUAAAGUAAAACUGAAACUUAGAGUUCCUUUGUCAUCUUUCCUCAUCUUCAGGUUUUUAAGAUACUUGCCAAACUGGGCAGGAAAAAUUUCUAUUGAACUUACUCCAAGCAAAAAUAACUUAGUCAUUGCACCAACACAAGACCCAUUCAGCAUUACUGUAGCUGGAACUGGUGGAGCCAAGUUCUGUGACUUUUGCAAAGACAAAGUUGACUUAGACUUUGGUUUCUCAAACUUCAACAAUGAAGUAAACUAUUAUUUCAAUGCUGCUGGAACUGCUUGGGACCCAGUUAAGUUCACAUGCGAAAAAUUUGAAUGCAAGAGAAUAGAAAGCAGACUUGCAGUCUAUAUGUUGGACCCAGAUAUUUCAAAUGCUUUAGCUGCCAAAUAUAUUGCAGUUCCACUUAUGUUCCCUAUACACCAAAUAUCUGUCAAAGACUUUGCAGGUGAAGUUGGAAACCAAAGUGCUGACCCAGGUGCAAGAACAGAUAUUGCUUUAACAACUGCAAUGAAACAUGCAGAUACUAUGUUUGUACUGUUCAGACGAACUAUAAAUGACUAUUCUUGUUUCUACAACCCCGGUAUUAAAUAUCAUAUAAACAUAGAUGGCAAAUAUUAUCCAAGAGAAGAAUAUU